Molecule: messenger RNA, 1483 nt
Organism: Epinephelus moara (kelp grouper)
Lineage: Eukaryota; Metazoa; Chordata; Actinopteri; Perciformes; Serranidae
Gene: creb1b
Product: cAMP responsive element binding protein 1b
Exons: 8
Coding region: 149-1144 (331 amino acids)
Biological process (GO): regulation of transcription by RNA polymerase II
Cellular component (GO): ATF4-CREB1 transcription factor complex; nucleus
Molecular function (GO): cAMP response element binding; protein binding; DNA-binding transcription factor activity, RNA polymerase II-specific
Source: RefSeq, a predicted model, not a curated record
GGUUUCUCGUCCUUCUCCAAUCUCCGUGUUGUUGUUCCCGGUGACGCGGCGGAGGUGUAGCCUGACGCGGGCUCUUACGUGUCGGCCAGAAUAAAAGUGGAGCUCCGGAGGCCCGGGAGUGACGAAGGGAGUCUGUAUCGCUUAGCCGAUGAAGAUGGAGUCAGUGGAGGUUCAGCAGGGAGUGGAGGCUGCUGUGACUGAGGCGGAGACCCAUCAGAUCGCCCAGGCACAGAUCGCUACUCUGGCACAGGUAACCAUGACAACAGGCCACGCCUCAGCAACAGGUCCCACAGUAACACUCGUACAGCUUCCCAACGGACAGACGGUUCAGGUCCACGGUGUGAUCCAGGCUGCACAGCCAUCUGUUAUCCAGUCCCCACAGGUCCAGGCUGUACAGAUCUCCACCAUAGCAGAGAGUGAGGAUUCACAGGAGUCAGUAGACAGUGUGACUGACUCCCAGAAGCGCAGAGAGAUUCUGUCACGACGCCCCUCAUACAGGAAAAUCCUGAAUGAUCUCUCGUCCGACGCACCUGCUGUCCCUCGUAUCGAGGAGGAAAAGGCUGAGGAGGAUUCAUCUGCCGCUGCUGCAGCUGCCACACCUUCGAUCACCACAGUGACUGUGCCCACGCCCAUCUACCAGACCAGCAGUGGCCAAUACAUUGCAAUCACACAGGGUGGGGCCAUUCAGCUGGCUAACAAUGGUACAGAUGGAGUCCAGGGCCUUCAGACUCUCACCAUGACAAAUGCAGCAGCCACCGCCCAGCCCGGAGCCACCAUACUCCAGUACGCACAGACCAGUGACGGCCAGCAGAUACUGGUUCCCAGUAACCAGGUGGUGGUGCAAGCCGCCUCCGGUGACGUCCAGGCUUAUCAGAUCCGAGCAGCCCCCGCCAGCACCAUCGCCCCAGGGGUGGUCAUGGCCUCAUCCCCUGCCCUCCCCACCCAGGGCGCUACUGAGGAGGUCACCCGCAAACGGGAAGUCCGCCUCAUGAAGAACAGAGAGGCAGCUCGCGAAUGUCGCAGGAAGAAGAAGGAGUAUGUUAAGUGUCUGGAGAACCGAGUCGCCGUCCUGGAGAACCAAAACAAGACACUAAUCGAAGAACUGAAAGCCCUUAAAGACCUUUACUGCCAUAAGUCUGAGUAGCUGUGUCCUGAACAGCGAGCUGGGCCAAGUAGCAUUUCAGUUCUCUUCAAAUACUCCGACUGUUUCAGCCUGCCUGGCCUUCCAGUCCUGCUUACAGUAUGUUAUCUUCAGUAACAAUGAAUUUAAAACACACUAAACCUUUCCCGUAUCAGAACAUUAAAACCCCUGUGCAUACUGUCAUCCAGGUCUGAUGUUAGACAAGUGCCAACUGAAACUUUAAGUCUAAAACAGAAGCUGCGAUCCCAAGCCUGCGUCUUCUUGUCGUAGAUUUGGCUUAUACCCAAAUAAGUUAGUGUAAUGCUGUACUCAUCACGGUCAUUGUAGGGAUACUUCACUGGA